Molecule: messenger RNA, 747 nt
Organism: Maniola jurtina (meadow brown)
Lineage: Eukaryota; Metazoa; Arthropoda; Insecta; Lepidoptera; Nymphalidae
Product: gustatory receptor for sugar taste 64f-like
Exons: 7
Coding region: 1-747 (248 amino acids)
Biological process (GO): sensory perception of sweet taste; detection of chemical stimulus involved in sensory perception of taste
Cellular component (GO): membrane
Molecular function (GO): sweet taste receptor activity
Source: RefSeq, a predicted model, not a curated record
AUGAGGCAACUGGAGACUGCGGACCUAAACGAAUACAUAGACCCUUGUAUCAAAUACAAAUGCAAUUUUGCCGUCAUUGUAAUGAUUGGAUUCGCACUUGUGGAACAUUCAAUGUCCAUAGCAGUAAAAUUUUCAGCUGUCCAAGAGUGUGGGUCAAACAGUACUAGCGUCUUGGAAGCAUAUAUGAAGUAUAAUUAUUACUGGAUCUGUGCCUUCGAUUACCUACCCUCAAGCUAUUGGAGGAAAUUACGCAUUGACUACAAUCGUGUAUCGCGAUUGGUGCGUUGCUUCGAUGACUCUAUCAACGGUAUUGUAUUGAUCUCUUUCGCAAGUAACUUGUACUUUUCGUGCUUGAAACUUCACUAUACUAUAUCAAAUGGUUUUCAUCUACAGCGAUGUCUUAACUAUCCCAACUACAAUGAAAAGGAUUCUACCGGAUUCAUACCUGACUACCUAUUAAUUAUGUUUGCCACGUAUUCCCUGGUAUUUGUGCUACUGCGAUCCUUGGCAGUAGCUAUCAUCGCCGCGAAGGUUCACUCUGCGUCUCUGGUAGUAGCACCGGUGCUUUACAGCGUGCCGUCACCGACAUUCUGUACUGAGAUUCAAAGAUUUAUUGAACAAAUACACGGAAAUACGGUGGCAUUAACUGGCCUCAAUUUCUUCUAUGUCAACAAAGAACUCAUUUUAACUAUUUUUGGAACUAUCGUGACCUACGAACUUGUUUUGCUGCAGUUUGUAAAAAGUUAA